Molecule: messenger RNA, 691 nt
Organism: Drosophila innubila
Lineage: Eukaryota; Metazoa; Arthropoda; Insecta; Diptera; Drosophilidae
Product: glycine-rich protein DOT1
Exons: 2
Coding region: 16-606 (196 amino acids)
Source: RefSeq, a predicted model, not a curated record
AGCGUUCAGUGCAAUAUGAAAUUGUUUGUGUGUCUCUUGGCUUUGGCUGCCACAUUGGCAACCACAAAUGCAGGACUUUUGGGACUGCUGAAGGGUGGCGGCGGCGGCGGCUACGGAGGCGGCGGCUACGGAGGCGGUGGCUGGUCCAGUGGUGGAAGCUACGGUGGCGGCCAUGGCGGUGGCUACAGUGGUGGCUACAGUGGUGGCUACGGUGGUGGAUACGGUGGCGGUUAUGGCCAUGGUGGAUCGGGUGGUGUACAAAUCAUUAAAGUAAUCGAUGGUGGACACAGCGGUGGAUAUGGCGGCAGUUAUGGCGGCGGUUAUGGCGGCGGCUAUGGAGGUGGUUAUGGAGGAGGAUAUGGCGGCGGUCAUGGUGGUCAUGGCGGUUAUGAUGGUGGACACGGUGGCGGCUAUGGCGGUGGAUACGGAGGCGGCCAUGGCGGUCAUGUGGAUGUCUACAAAGUCAUUACAACAACCACCCACAGUGGAGGACAUGGCGGCGGCUAUGGCGGCUACAGCGGCGACUAUGGCGGCCACUCUGGCGGCUAUGGAUCCUAUGGCAACAGCGGCUGGUCCAGCGGCAAAUCUGGCUGGUGGAAGAAAUAAACUGUGAAACCACUCGAUAUUUAUGUGAAAUAAAACCAGUUCUUUAUAUUCCAAGGUUACAAGAAACCAAAAAAAAAAACCAAAA